AUGGAUUUCGAGCAAGUACUAGUCAAGGCCGGUGGGUUCGGCUUGUUCAACAAGACCGUCAUGAUGCUGGUCCUGGUGCUGAGCGGCUUCCACACGGCUCUGUACUCGCUCGGACAUUUCCUAAUUAUGGUGACGCCGUUCAGCCAGUGGUGCUUCCAAAACGGUAGCAUACCUUCGGCUGAUGAGAUAAGCCUGCUGCCCAAGGGCAAGUGCCAGGACCUCCGUGACCCUUCCAGACUACAAGACCACAACGAGACAACAUUUCAUGGCAAUCUGCAGUUCUGUCCCAGUGGAUGGCAGUACGACCGUAGCGAGUUUUUCCAGACGAUAACCAUGGAGACUGUGAGUGGCGUGUGGCGCAUACCCGAAUACCACGGACCGUCGUUUGCGGUGAUCGAGUACACGGUGGCCCACAGACGGACACUGAUUGCCUUUGUGUGGGCCACCACUUGGGGAGCAGUCGGCUGCGCAGUGCCCUGGUACGGCUACCUGACACAAAGCUGGCGGGCCCUGCUCUACGCUGCAGCAGUUUCUGACCUACUUCUGCUGCUUUGCCUAAUAUGGAUUCCCGAGUCUCCCAGCUGGCUUCUCUCGGCGGGUCGCGUUGCCGAGGCUGUCCACUUGCUACAGCGGCUCGCAUCGAGGAAUGGAAGGAAAGUCACAAGAAAACAAAUCUUGGAACUUUUGACUGGUGGCGACAAAGGCACAAUAAGAGAAAGCACGAGCCUCUACGAAAGCACUAAAGCCAUGCUGAAGCUGCCCCGGCUCCGACGAAUAACUUUGCUAAUAUACGCAGCAUGGUUCUGCAUCAGCCUCUGUUACAAUGGCUGCAUUCUUGAGCUGGGGAGGCUGGACCUCAAUAUCUACGCUACUUACUCGAUCGCGAUGGCCUUCGAGCUUCCGGUGGAUCUCUUCUGCAUCCUCACCUUGGACGUGCUCGGUCGUCGGUGGCCCAACACGGUCUUUCUGAUAAUCGGGGGCGCUGCCUGCAUCACCAUGGGCCUCGCACGUAUAGGUUCGGACGCCUGGACAAUGGCCUUGGCUGGUUUGUGCAUCACUACAAUCGCCGGUAGCUACACGAUCACUUACCAGGUGGCGUCCGAGGUCUUCCCUACCGUUGUCCGCGGGCGAGCGGUGCAGCUACAACGUCUUCUAGGGGACCUCGGAGGACUCGUGGGAAUGCAAGUGGCGGCAUUGGCCGAAUGGGAUCGGAACAUUCCUGUGACAGUGAUUGGGGCCAUCUCGUUGGUGGCCUCUGCACUGGCGUUCUUCCUUCCGGACACAGUGCACCUGGCGUUGCCACAGACGCUCGACGACGGAGAACGUCUGGCCGACGAUAGAGGCCUCUGCUUCUGCCCGUUGUCAUUGCCGAGGAGUUCGAGGAGGCGGGCCACCCAGCACAAUGGAGAACUUUGUCACCAGGAAGACGUUGUCCACGAGAACGAACACGAAAGCGUGGCAUAG
Messenger RNA from Rhipicephalus sanguineus (brown dog tick), 1464 nucleotides. Its product is annotated as solute carrier family 22 member 13-like. The transcript has 8 exons. Gene Ontology annotation, biological process: transmembrane transport. Gene Ontology annotation, cellular component: membrane. Gene Ontology annotation, molecular function: transmembrane transporter activity. The record is from RefSeq and is a predicted model, not a curated record. The coding region runs from base 1 to 1464 and encodes 487 amino acids. Lineage: Eukaryota; Metazoa; Arthropoda; Arachnida; Ixodida; Ixodidae.